Molecule: messenger RNA, 1905 nt
Organism: Eruca vesicaria subsp. sativa (arugula)
Lineage: Eukaryota; Viridiplantae; Streptophyta; Magnoliopsida; Brassicales; Brassicaceae
Source: the annotation of a GenBank genome assembly
AUGGGUCUUCUUCUUCACCAUUACUUGUCGGUGAUGAUCAUCAUACUCGUCGCCGUAGAGCUCUGCUUCUACUCCUCAAACUCUCAGAGCCUCACGUGCCAUCCACGUGACCUAGAGGCCUUGCGUGACUUCAUCAACGAGCUCUCCCCCAAGCCAGACAGUUGGGAAUUCAAUUCCACUGGAGAUUGCUGUGAAUGGGAAGGGAUCACAUGCGUCAGCUUAAACGAUCCGGACAACACUCUGAGAGUCGUCACCAAACUGAAGCUUGUGAGCAAAACACUCUCCGGUAAGUUGUCUGAAUCUCUUGGGAGACUGCAUCACCUUAGAGUUCUUAAUCUCUCCCGCAACUUCAUCUCAGGCUCCAUCCCUCCGUCAAUUUUCAAUCUCAAAAACUUAGAAGCUCUAGAUUUGAGCUCUAGUGACUUCACUGGCUUAAUCCCUGAGAGCUUGAGUCUUCCUUCACUGAAGAGUCUCUCUCUUUCCUCAAACAAUUUGAACGGUUCGCUUCCGGAUAAUAGUCUCUCUGGUUCAUUCAGUCCUGUAGAUGGUAACCUCUCCAGACUAGUUCAUUUAGAUAUCUCAUGGAAUAGAUACUCCGGGGAGAUCCCUGACGUGUUCAAGAAACUGCCAAAGCUAGAGUAUCUAAUCGCUAACUCUAAUAGAUUUAUAGGAGAGAUCCCUAAGUCAUUGGCAAAUUCAAAAACUUUGAGAUUGUUGAACUUAGGGAACAACUCAUUGAGUGGUCCUUUGUAUCUGAACUGUACUGUGAUGAGUAAUUUGACCUCACUUAAUCUUGGGACCAAUAGGUUCAAUAGCUCUUUCUUUGAACAUCUACCGUCUUGCAGGAAGUUGAGUUACGUUAAUCUCGCGCGAAACCACUUUGAUGGGCAAGUCCCAGAGAGCUUCAAGGACUUCCAUAGCUUGUCUUAUCUAUCCCUCUCAAACUGCAGCCUUGUGAACAUUUCAUCGACGCUUCACAUCCUUCAGCACUGCAAGAACCUGACAACUCUGGUUCUUACUUUAAAUUUCCAUGGAGAGAUGUUGCCUGAUGACCGGAGCCUUCAUUUCAAGAAGCUGAAGGUACUUGUUGUACCAAAUUGUAGGCUUACUGGUUCAGUGCCAAGGUGGUUGAGUAAGAGCACCAAUCUAGAGCUGUUGGAUCUCUCAUGGAACAGUUUAACUGGAGCUAUACCAAAUUGGAUCGGUGGUUUCACCAAUCUCUUCUUCUUAGAUUUGUCUAAUAACUCGUUCACAGGAGAGAUCCCAAAGAGUUUAACAAAGCUGCGUAGCUUCAUAAGCCGAGGUAUUUCAGCUGAGGAGCCGUAUCCAGAUUUCACAUUCUACUUACAUAGAAUUGCUGAGAAUGGAAGAUCUCUGCAAUACAAACAUGUUUCCAGAUUUCCACCAACGCUUGAACUCAGCCAAAACAAUCUCUCUGGACCCAUAUGGGAGGAGUUUGGAAACUUGAAGAACCUCCAUGUACUUAACCUGAAUGCCAACAGAUUAUCAGGACAGAUCCCUAGCUCGCUUUCAGGAAUGACAAGCUUGGAGGCUCUUGAUCUGUCUAAUAACCACAUUUCCGGUUCAAUCCCGACAUCUCUGCAGAAACUAACAUUCAUGUCCAAGUUCAGUGUUGCAAACAAUAGUCUCUCAGGGAGAAUCCCUUCUGGUGGUCAGUUUCAAACCUUUCCAAACUCGAGCUACGAGGGUAACGGUUUUUGUGAUUACGACUGGACUCGAUGUCAAGCAGAUACACUAGACAAAAACCGAGUAAGAACCAGUGAUGAGAGUGACAACAGUGCUAGUGAUGACUAUGCCUUAGAUUUUUCUUAUGGAGUUGCUCUUGGGUUUGGUUUAUCGUUUGUUGUUGUUGUAGCUUUCCAUCAGAAGCUGUUCCGAUUUUAA